CCGGAAACAGAAACACUGUCGCUGUUUGUUUGACGAUAUAUGAAGUUGUAUGCCUGGCCGUGGUGUUGAGUGGUUAAACUGUUGUGUAAAGGCGACACAGCUACGUGGGUAUUUUUUCCACAUCUGUACUCGUUGUUGAUUGAUACCAGAUUUUCAUUGUGAGGAUCAUUUUUUUCACCCGUACUGAGUGAGUUGCGUCGUCGGUUAGCCACUUAGCAUUGAAAGCUAAUGUGAGCUUGUCAUCGAAGGAGCAACGUUUCAAACACGUUUUUUUCCACAACAGCAUCGUUUUUAACAACUGCUGUAAUCGUUGAAGGAAAUAAUGGGGUCAUCCAAGAAACACAAGGAGAAGAGCCGCGACAAAGAUGCGGAAGAGCGCCGUCGUGAACAUAAGAAACAUCGUCACAAGGACCGAGACGCUACAGACCGAGAUGGGACUCGGGAUAAAGAGAAACGAAAACGCUCCAGGUCCCGAGAAAGAAGCGGACGAGAGGGCCGCAGCAAAGGUGAGAGGAGCACCGGGGAGCCACGGGUGAAGAAGGAGAAAGUUGAUCUUGGAUAUGAAGAAAGCAAGGCAGAAAUUGCCCCUCAGUCUGCAAGCGGAGACGCGUCUCUCAGCAUCGAGGAGACAAACAAACUCAGAGCCAAGCUGGGUUUGAAGCCUCUGGAAUUAGAGGCGGCCAAGAAGGAGCUCGGCACCAAAGAGGAUCCAAAGGUAGCAGAGACCAUCAACCCUGUUCUCAUCAAGAAGCAGAAAGAUAUGAGAGAAAAGCUUGCUGCUAUGAAAGAAAAACGCAUCCAGAACCUGAAACUGGGAAAAGUCAAGACCAUAGCAGAGGAGGACUGGCUGGAUGACACAUCUGCCUGGGUUGAGAGAAGCAGACUGAUGGCAAAAGAGAAAGAAUUGGCAGAGAAAAGAGCCAAACUUCUGCAGGAGAUGGACGAGGAGUUUGGUGUCAGCAGUCUGGUGGAGGAGGAGUUUGCACAUGGCAAAAAAGAUGCCUACACAGCCCGAGAUCUAAAGGGACUCAAAGUGCAGCACAAGGUGGAUUCCUUUAAUGAGGGUCAGACAGUCAUCCUGACUCUACAAGACAAAGGUGUGCUUGAAGAGGAAGAAGAUGUGCUUGUAAAUGUUGGACUUGUGGACAAGGAACAUGCAGAAAAGAAUGUGGAGUUAAAAAAGAAGAAGCCUGAAUACAAGCCCUAUGAAGAAGACGAGAGUGUGGAUGACAUGGUCACGUUUAAGCCUCACACUGUACUGUCAAAGUAUGAUGAGGAAAUUGAGGGCGAAAAGAAAAAGAGUUUCCGACUGAAUACAGGGGGCUUUGCUGACGGGGAGCGAGAGCGGGAGAUUCAGGCCAUGAGAGAAGCGCUACGAGACCAGGCCCAGUCUUUGGAGAUGCCUGCUCUUUCUAUUGCCUCGGAGUAUUACACACCUCAGGAAAUGGUAGGCUUUAAGAAGACAAAAAAGCGUGUGAGGAAGAUCAGGAAGAAGGACAAGCUGACAGUUGCAGAUGAGCUCUCCAUCGAUGACACCCGCAACACAGAUUUUGGCUCCAGGGCACGUGGUCGCGGCCGCAAACGGCUGGAAGAAGAAAGUGAGGAAGUAAAGGUGGAGGAGCCGGUCAAACUGUCCCAUGAUAUCCCGCUGUUAUCUGAUGAUGUUAGGAUGGCUGAAAUGGACAUUAGUGAUGAUGACGACUUUACACCUCCAGAGCCAGCUGUAAUUGAGGAGGAUGAGGCAGAGCAAGAGCUGCAGAAACAACUGGAGAAGCAGAGGAAGCUGAGGCAAAGGCAGCUACUCAAAGACUCUGGGGAGAAGGUGGCUGAGAAGAUCAAAGAGCUUGAUAAAGUCAGUCCUGACGAUGAUCCUGAGAGAAAGAAUAACAUUGUUUUCAACGACAUCUCAGAGUUUUGCAGAACUCUGGGUGAUAUUCCAACUUAUGGGCUCUCGGGCAACAGAGAAGACCAAGAGGACAUUAUGGACUUUGAGGAGAAAGAAGAGAAAGAUGAUGCUGGAGACCCAGACUCGGACAUGGAUGAGAAUGUUGGAUGGAGCACAGUGAACUUGGAUGAAGAGCUGAAACAGCCAGACUUCACCACAGCCUCUGCCACCAUUUUGGAUGAGGAGCCCAUUGUCAACUCAGGGCUUGCUGCUGCUUUGCAUUUGUGCAAAAACAAAGGUCUGUUGGACACUGAAAUGCAGAAGAUAUCCCGUGUCCGAGCAACAAAAGGCGCCUUGCCAAAUGACAACUACUGCAUUGAGGACAAGAUGGGCUUCGAUGACAAGUAUAGUCGCAGAGAAGAAUAUAGAGGCUUCGCUCAAGAUUUCAAGGAUAAAGACAGCUAUAAGCCUGAGGUCAAGAUUGAGUAUGUUGAUGAAUCUGGGCGGAGACUCACUCCAAAAGAAGCUUUCAGGCAGCUUUCACAUCGAUUCCACGGGAAAGGGUCUGGAAAAAUGAAGACCGAGAGGAGGAUGAAAAAGCUGGAGGAAGAGGCCCUGCUAAAGAAGAUGAGCAGCAGUGAUACUCCUCUGGGGACGGUGGCUUUGCUUCAGGAGAAGCAGAAAUCUCAGAAAACACCUUAUCUUGUGCUUAGUGGGAGUGGGAAAAGUAUGAAUGCAAAUAACAUCACCAAAUAAGUCUGGGGGAUGAGCAAAUAUCUCGUCAUAAACACACACUGACACAUACAUAGACAUACACAUAAGAUGUUUUAGGUAAAGUAACUGCUCCUAUUUUAUGCCUACUUCAUACAAUCAUUGUUGUUGUAGUUACAAUUUGUCUAAUAAAAUUAAGGCAAAUUAGA
This is a messenger RNA of Eleginops maclovinus (Patagonian blennie), 2805 nucleotides long. RefSeq names its product spliceosome associated factor 1, recruiter of U4/U6.U5 tri-snRNP (gene sart1). Gene Ontology annotation, biological process: mRNA cis splicing, via spliceosome; maturation of 5S rRNA. Gene Ontology annotation, cellular component: U4/U6 x U5 tri-snRNP complex. Bases 323 to 2641 code for a protein of 772 amino acids. Lineage: Eukaryota; Metazoa; Chordata; Actinopteri; Perciformes; Eleginopidae. The record is from RefSeq and is a predicted model, not a curated record. The transcript has a single exon.